Molecule: messenger RNA, 2799 nt
Organism: Triticum turgidum subsp. durum (durum wheat)
Lineage: Eukaryota; Viridiplantae; Streptophyta; Magnoliopsida; Poales; Poaceae
Source: the annotation of a GenBank genome assembly
AUGGUCUUUCUCAGUAGGCAGAUUCAUUUCCUGUGCAGCCAGAAGGACAGUGAUGUGCUUAAACCUUUGAAGAUGCUUGUUUCUAAAGAAGCCGAUGUUGAUAUCGUGUUGCAUAUUCUGAAAAAGGGCGAUGAUGGAUCUGACUUAAUGCCUGAAGGCAAGUUUCUUGAAGCAUGGUCUGAAAAGCUGCACAGAUCAAGGUUAAAGCUUUUUGAUGUGUCAAGUGGCAUCUCUGAACUUCUUGCUGUGAAAGAUGUCACCGAGAUUAUGUAUGUGAAGAAGGCUGCAUUUUUGGCUGCUUCGGUUAUGCGGAAGUAUGUAGUUUCUAAGGUGGAGAAGAUCAUAGAGGAUGAAAAGAAGAUAGCACAUUCAAAGCUGAUGGUUCUGACAGAGAAGAUACUACUUUCCCCAAUGAAUGUAGAUGUUAAACUGAAGGCAGAUAAUGUUGACAUAUGCUACCCACCCGUUUUUCAAAGUGGAGGCAAGUAUGACCUUAGGCCAUCUGCUUCUAGCAAUGAUGAUGAUCUGCACUAUGAUUCUGGAAGCGUCAUCAUCUGUGCUCUGGGAGCCAAGUACAGUGGCUACUGCUCAAAUGUCGCAAGAACCUUCCUGAUUGAUUGUAAUGCAGAAAAAUGCAAUGCAUAUAAAGUCCUCAGUCAGGCGCAUGAUGCUGCUAUUGCUGCUUUGACACCAGGUAGCAAGUGUUGUUCCAGUUACCAGGCUGCAGUUACUGUGAUCAGGGACAAAGCUCCUGAACUAAUUCCUUUCCUUACCAAGUCAGCUGGAACAGGAAUGGGCAUCGAGUUCCGUGAAUCUUGGCUGUCCUUGAGUGAGAAAAAUGACCGGACGCUAAAGGAAGGGAUGAUUUUCAAUGUUUCACUUGGGUUUCAAAACCUUAUAGACAAGACCAACAAUGAGAAGACCAAGGAAUUCUCCCUAUGGCUGGCUGACACUGUUCUGGUCUGCAAGGAAAAUCCAAAAGUCUUGACAUCUUUUAUCUCCAAGGCUGACAGCGAUGCCUUCUACUUAUUUGAUGAGGAAAAUGCAGGAUUAGCUGCUGUGAAACAAGCUCCGAAAGCAAAUGUUUUGGUCCCGGUUAAACCAGUGCUAAAUCCAUUGAGAGAAAAUCUGCGAUCCCAUAGCAGGACACCUAAGGAGGACCUUAGGAAACAGCUUCAGUCAGAAAUCUUAAAGAAGAAAACUAGUGAGGCAGCAGUGAGAAGUGACGUUGCUGAUCAUAAGUUGUUGGAGGGACUUGGUCGUUCCAGAGCUAUGGAUGAACUGGUUGCAUAUAAGAAUGCAAAUGAUGUGCCUGUUUCCAAUCGACUGGACAUUAUUCAGGUGGACAAACAGAAUGAGGCUAUCCUGUUACCAAUAUAUGGAGUUACUGUUCCCUUUCAUGUUUGUACCAUAAGAAAAGCAGAAAUUCGUGGGGAAAGCAGCAGUGGAGUUUAUGUCAGCAUUACAUUUAAUGUUCCUGGCACUGCUUCUGGUCUUCAAGAUCCCCGCUUGCAGAACCUUAUUUUUUUGAAAGCAGUCACCUUCCUCUCAAAAAACAGAAGUCAUGCUGAAGAGGUUAUUAAAUCGGUGAAGACUGUUCAAAAAGGAGUCACUGAAAGAGCUAGGAGAGCGAGCUUGUUUCCUGAUUUGUGGAUACGGCCAUCAUUUGGUGGCUGUGGGCGGAAGGUCGCUGGAACUUUGGUGGCCCAUGUCAAUAGUUUUCAAUAUUCUGCAUCGAAAACUGAAAAGGUGGAUAUUAUGUUCAGCAACAUAAAACAUGCCUUCUUCCAGCCAGCUGAGAGAGACAUGAUAACGCUGCUCCACUUCCAUCUGUACAAUGAAAUCAUGGUGGGCAACAAGAAGACUAGAGAUGUGCAGUUCUACACUGAAGUGAUGGAUGUUGUGGACUCGGUUGGAGGUCUUAAGCGCUGUUCAGCACGGGAUCCUGAUGAGAUUGAGGAAGAGCAGCGCGACAGGGCACGAAGGAAGAAAAUAAAUGGACAGUUUGAGCUGUUUGUGAAAAGGGUUGUUUCUGUUUGGUCCCAGCCAAGAUUUCAGCAGCUCGGCUUACAUUUUGGAAGGCCAUCACAGAAGCUUGGCUUCAAUGGAGUCCAUGGCAGAACAACUUGUUUUAUAGUUCCUACUCCAAGUUGCCUGGUGCAGCUUGUUGAAUCACCGUUUCUUGUGACUUCGCUGAGGGAGGUCGAGAUAGUAUGCUUGGAAAGGGUGGCCCUGGGGCAGAAAUCCUUUGACAUGGUGUUUGUAUUUCAAGAUUUAAAGCGAGAUGUUGUCCGCAUAGAGGUCAUUCCAAUGGCAUCUCUUGAUAAGAUCAAAGAUUGGCUUAAUGACUGCAACUUGAAGUACUAUGAAUCGAAGCUGAACCUUAACUGGCGAAUGGUCCUCAAGAAGCUGGACGAGCCAGGUUGUGACACAAAUGACAGGUGGGAAUUCUUGAAUCCAGAUGCUACUGACUCAGAUUCAGAGGAUUCCGAGACAGACGAUGAUAAGUACGAACCUUCUGAUGCGGAGUCAGCCUCUGAUUCGGAUGAUGAAGACAGCGACAGCGAAUCAGUGGUGGAUUCUGGCGAGGAUGAGGCUGUCUCGGCUGGCUCAGAUGACGACGACGACGCUGCCGAGUCAUGGGAUGAGAUGGAGCGCAAGGCGAGGGAUGCCGACAUGGAGAUGGGCAGCGAAGACGACAGCGAAGACGAGAGGCAGCAGCGGAGGGAGAAAGCAAAACGGCAGUUGAAUCCCCAGCAGUCCAAGGGUGUUCCCCAGAAGAGGCAGCGUGUCAACUGA